GUUGUCAGUUGUCAGUAAAUAUGAGUAUCAAUUAAUCAUUAUUUCAAUGCAUUUAACAAUUUAAUUCUAAAUCAAAAUGGAUAAUAUGACGUUAAAAGAAAUACAGAAUAAAUUGUUAUUAUGGGAAGCUUCAGAAAAUCCUUUGGCACCGUUAACUUCGAGCCAACGAGAAGCUAUAUUGGAUUUAGAAGCUCUUAUCCAAGGUUCAUCUUCAGUUGAAGAGAUUAAAGAAACCCCUAUUGAAGAUAAUGAAGAUAUAGCCCCAAUUGAGACUGUAUAUGAUUUCUUGAAUUGGUAUGAAACUUUGAAUGAGCAAAAUAUUAAAAAAAAUGAUGCACCAUAUGAAGCAUACUACAAACAGCUAGAAGAAAGGAGAAAUGAGUGUGUUGCUUUAACUGAUCAGAUAUCCUCCACCAUGUCGGAUCUGAAUAAGUUAUCUGAUGAAUAUAAUCUUGUUUCCAAUAAAACAAAUGCAUUACAUACUAUGAGUGAACAGUUACUGGCCGAUCAAAAUAAACUAUCUGGAAUAGGUGAUGAUAUAAAACAGAAGAUGCACUAUUUCACUCAAGUGGAACAUUUGUCACAGCGUUUAAACAGCACAACUAUGUCAGUAAAUAGCGAACAGUUCUUCAAUGUUCUAGCUAAGAUUGAUGAAUGCUUGGACUACAUGCGGGCAAAUAGUACUUUCAAAGAAGCUUACACAUACACCGUCAAGUACCGUCACCUCCAAAGCCGUGCUAUAUCCCUUAUUCGCGGUUACGUGAAUCAUAUACUGAAUCACGCUACGGAGCAAGUACUUACUCCGGACGACCCGAUGGAGAACGAAGCAAUGGACACGGCGUAUGCAGUGUAUUUUGGUAAAUUUCAAGCCGCUGCACCAAAGUUACGGAUGGUGAUAAGUGAAAUUGAAAAAAGAGCGGUCACUAACGAAGACUACGCGUCGCUGCUGGCGGACGUGCAGCGCGAGUACGCGGGGCGACGGCGGCGCGUGGCGGGCGGCGCGGCGGCGGGCGCGCUGGCGGCGGCGGCGCGGCGCCAGGCGGGCGACCACUGCGCCUCGCUGCGCGCCGCCUGCUCGCUGCUGGCGCUGGCCGUGCGCGACGAGUGCGCGCUCUACGAACACUUCUUCGCGCAGCCUUCGCCGGCGCUCGAUGAGUACCUCCAGUCACUAUGCAACGGGUUAUAUGAAACUCUUCGUCCCCACAUCAUCCACAUCAAUCAUUUGGAGACGCUCGCAGAACUUUGCGUAAUUCUGAGGGUCGAAGUCAUCGAGGAACAAGUCAACAACGAUCGCUCGCUGAGCGCGCUGGGCGCGGCGGCGCGCGCGCUGCUGCAGGACGCGCAGGAGCGCCUCGUGUUCCGCGCGCACGUGCACCUGCGCGCCGACGUGCUGCGGUACCGCGCCGCGCCGGGCGACCUCGCCUACCCCGACAAGCUGCUCAUGAUGGAGCAAAUAGCCAUGUCUCUUCAAGACCAAAGUCUAAAACGAAGCGAUUCCCGCAAUUCCGUGGUGUCAGAUGUAUCAGCCACAUCGCAAGAAGUUGCCAACAUUAACGUGGAAGCUCAGAGGAGACCACAAGCGUCUCCUGCCGAUCUCCACGGAAUGUGGUAUCCUGGUGUAAGAAGAACUCUAGCAGCACUAUCCAGACUUUACAGAUGUCUUGAAAAACGCGUAUUUCAAGGUCUAGCACAAGAAGCUAUUUCGCUUUGCGUCCAAAGCGUGGACAUGGCAGCGAAGCAGAUAUCCGCGAACAAAACCAACAUAGAUGGUGAAUUGUUCCAAAUAAAACACCUUUUGAUUUUAAGAGAGCAAAUAGCCCCCUUUCAAGUGGACUUCGUUGUGAAAGAGACGACCUUGGACUUCAGUAAUGUUAAGAACGCAGCAUAUGGGUUAAUUCAAAAGCCGAGACAGAUAUUUUCGCUAAACAGUAACAAUGCCUUACUAGAAUUUCUCUUAGAAGGCACGCCGUUAGUUAGGGAACAUCUGUUGGAUUCCAGAAAGGAAGUCGAUAGACAGUUGAAGAAUUGUUGCGAGUGUUUUAUCAAGUAUUCCACGGAAAUACUCGCUGGACCAUUGAUUGAAUUUAUUGAGAAGGCUCAAGCAAUUACGCCACCUGAACAAUUAAAAUCUCAACUUUGGGCCACUCCUGGCAAAUUGGCAGUUGCCGUGAAAGAAGCACAGAAACGGAUUAAGACUCAUCUAGCACCAUUGCAGAGAUCAAUGCAAUUAUAUUUGGCAAAUAAAGAGACUGAGUUCAUAUUGUUUAGACCAAUAAGGAAUAAUGUUGUUGGGUACUUUGUUCAAUUAGAGCAAAUAUUAGCGAAUUCAGGAUUUACUUAUGAUGACUUAUUAAUUGUUGCCUGCCCAACACCAGAACAAGUAUCAGUAUUUAUUUCAUCUGCGAGUUUGAUUAGUCAUUCAGAACCAGUGCUGCCAUAUGGAAAAAAGAAGCCAACAAAUGUCAUUCAUAGACCUAGUGUUACCAGUGUACCAGAAACGUUAGAGGAAAAAAAUAUAAGCCCUCCUAGCGAAAAUCCUUCAACCUGUCAAUAAAUUCUAAAAUUUAUUCAUUACAUAAUGAUGUUAAUAAAACAGAUAAUUCCAUUAAAUUAAAAGAACCGUAAUAUGUGU
Molecule: messenger RNA, 2632 nt
Organism: Vanessa atalanta (red admiral)
Lineage: Eukaryota; Metazoa; Arthropoda; Insecta; Lepidoptera; Nymphalidae
Gene: Cog3
Product: conserved oligomeric Golgi complex subunit 3
Exons: 11
Coding region: 77-2554 (825 amino acids)
Biological process (GO): intra-Golgi vesicle-mediated transport; intracellular protein transport; Golgi organization
Cellular component (GO): COG complex; cis-Golgi network; membrane
Source: RefSeq, a predicted model, not a curated record